Molecule: messenger RNA, 760 nt
Organism: Oncorhynchus tshawytscha (Chinook salmon)
Lineage: Eukaryota; Metazoa; Chordata; Actinopteri; Salmoniformes; Salmonidae
Product: N-sulphoglucosamine sulphohydrolase-like
Biological process (GO): heparan sulfate proteoglycan catabolic process; glycosaminoglycan catabolic process
Molecular function (GO): N-sulfoglucosamine sulfohydrolase activity
Source: RefSeq, a predicted model, not a curated record
CGAUCAUGUGACCAAAGUGGGCGGGGUUUGAAGCGCUGUGUUAGCGCUGUUUCCGGGAGUAGAUCAAAUUGAUUUUCACACUGCAUUUUCUUUGAUCAAGAGAAAACAAAACAUUGAUUAUUGCGAAAGUAAUCAGUAAAUAGAGGAUAGGCUUACUUCAAUGUAGAAUAUGUCAAUAAUGUCAAACAAACACUUUGACUGGAGUGUUUGAGAUAAGCUUUAUAGAGCUGAUGCUAUAUUUUCUUAAAAAGUCGACUCUGCAAUUUACUGCAACUGAAAAGAUUGUGUUUACGAUUUGAAACUUUAUGAGACGGAUAUGGCCGUUGGUCAUGAUGUGAUAGUCUUGUUGCUGGCGGUAAUAUGCUGUGUUGUAGAGAGCAAGAAGAGGAAUGUUCUUCUUAUUAUCGCGGACGACGCAGGCUUCGAGACGUCGGUCUAUAACAACACCGUGGUCCGUACGCCUCACCUAGCCGCUCUGGGUCGACGCAGCCUGGUGUUCCAGAAUGCCUUCACCUCCGUUAGUAGCUGUUCUCCCAGCCGAUCCACCAUACUGACAGGCCUGCCACAGCAUCAGAAUGGUAUGUACGGCCUGCACCAGGGAGUCCAUCACUUCAACUCGUUUGACGGAGUACAAAGCCUACCUCUACUGCUGGGCCAAGCUAACAUACGCACAGGGAUCAUUGGGAAGAAACACGUAGGCCCUGGUCCUGUCUAUCCCUUUGACUUCGCCUACACAGAGGAAAACAACUCUGUACUUCAG